AUGAACGGUUCUUCCCCUUCCACUCCUGAUAGCAUAAACAUCUGGCGCACUUGGGCCCUGACUGUGAUUUAUGAAGCAGCGGAAUAUACCGAACAGAAAUUCAAGACAGAGAAGACUGGAGGAGGCCCAGUCAUACCUUCCCCCAACCUAGACACUGAUCUGGUGAUGGCAUGUGAUUGCUUGGCUGAUGUACUCAUAAAGGCAUAUAAAAAUCCCAUUCAGAUGCAGAUGGAUAUUGCAAGAUAUAGCAAAUUGAUCUCCCCGAAGGACACCGGGCAUAAUGAACAAAGAGAGGCGAGGUUGCUUGAGAGGUGUUCUCCUGGCCAUGAAGGCAAAAGGUUGGUCGACGAACCUGCCACAAUUCUCGAUGCAUCCGGUGCCAUCAUCGCAUGGUACCUCCCAGACACCCUGACCGACACCACCCAGAAGGAAAUCAGGGAGGCCACCGAUUUGCUCGCUCCAAGCCUCGAAAAAAGUGUAAGGGCUGAUGGCAUUUGGCGAACUAAUCAAAAGUGGUUCAAACAGGGCUCGGAUGAUGGACACGAGACUGUGUCCGAUCUGGAGGUAUCUGCAUCAUUGAAGGGACCUUCCUGGGAGAAUAUCCUCAAAGCCAUUGCAAGGCCAGCAGCCAUCGUGUCCGCGGCACUCAGGGUCAUGCAUCCUGAGCAGUACUGGGCAGGGUUGCGAACCUUGUCCAACCUCGGACAUAUAGCAGUAAGCAAGGAUCUGCCACAGAUGCCGGAGGCCCUGCAGUACUGGGCAUCUGUGUUUAACACCCUCUCCAUCAUUUACAAUCAGGAAACCCCCAAUCAUUGA
Messenger RNA from Suillus discolor, 816 nucleotides. RefSeq lists its product as uncharacterized. Bases 1 to 816 code for a protein of 271 amino acids. The transcript has 5 exons. NCBI's taxonomy places the organism in Eukaryota, Fungi, Basidiomycota, Agaricomycetes, Boletales, Suillaceae. The record is from RefSeq and is a predicted model, not a curated record.